Molecule: messenger RNA, 393 nt
Organism: Adineta steineri
Lineage: Eukaryota; Metazoa; Rotifera; Eurotatoria; Adinetida; Adinetidae
Source: the annotation of a GenBank genome assembly
AUGUGGGAACCGAUCAGUUCCGGGUCGGAUUUUUUGACCUGGAUUAAUUGGGAGAUUGAAAAAGCUGUUGAACCGUAUUCAACUGAACAAUUUAUUAAAUAUUUAAAAUUUACGUCACACAACUGUACUGCUGUAUAUGAUGAUGAAUUAGUAAUUAUGGAUCGAAUGAAAUUAAACAUUUUAUUUAAGUAUCAGUGCAAUAGUACAAUAACGUCAAUGUGUGUAAAUCCAACAACAUCUACAAUUAUAAAUUGUGGUACAAUUCAAAGUUAUGUCGUGACUUUACAAUUCAAUGUAAUUUCUGGUCAAAAUUAUGUCUCAUUUAAAGAUUUAUUACGUACAAAUAAUGAUUAUAAGAAUGACAAAUGUGUUCAUAUAAGGGUGUGGGUGUAG